CCUCUUGCUUUCGGCACAUGUUGUCGGCAUUCUAUGGUUCUCUGCUCGGCUCUCCCUCCCUCUCACAUCCCUCUCAUCUCCUAUGAGAGAAUACCCGGCAAGCAAGUAUUGCUAUUUCAGUUCAAUCUCUGACUAAAGAAAGUCGGGAUUUUUGAGAGACAAGCUGCUUAGUUGUGCAUGAGGAGAUAGUAUCUGAAAUGAAUAUUUUCAAAAAGCUUACUCCUGGCAAACAUUUGUACGGUGCAUCCUUGAAGUAUCCAGCAGCUUAUCGUUUUCUGCUUCAGCCAUCCUAUAGCACAGUAGAAGUUCAUUCCCAGCAGCAGGAAGUUGUGAUUGCUAUUGGUAGCAAUGUCGGAGACAGACUUAACAAUUUCAAUGAGGCUUUACGCCUAAUGAGGAAAUCAGGCAUAGAAAUCAGCAGACAUGGUUGUCUAUAUGAGACGGCACCUGCCUAUGUGACUGAUCAGCCUCGAUUCCUCAACUCUGCUGUUAGAGGGGUCACAACUCUUGGGCCCCAUGAUCUAUUACAGGAGCUGAAGAAGAUCGAGAAAGACAUGGGCCGAACUGCUGGGAUAAGGUAUGGGCCUAGGCCAAUUGACUUGGAUAUUCUGUUCUACGGCAAGUUCAGGAUCAACUCGGAUACUCUGACCGUCCCUCAUGAGAGAAUAUGGGAGAGACCCUUUGUGAUGGCCCCCUUGAUCGAUUUGCUGGGAUUAGACGUUGAUAAUGACACAGUUGCUAGCUGGCACUCGAUGUCGGUACAGUCCAGCGGGCUCCAUGAGUCAUGGCAGAAGUUGGGUGGAGAAUCUCUAAUUGGGAAGGAAGGUAUGAAGAGAGUACUACCAGUGGGUAAUUGGCUGUGGGACUGGUCAGAGAAAACCUCGAUCAUGGGAAUUCUUAACUUAACGCCAGAUAGUUUUAGUGACGGGGGGAUGUAUCAGUCAGUAGAAGCUGCAGUUUCACAUGUACGAUCAAUGAUCACGGAAGGGGCAGAUAUGAUUGAUCUAGGAGCACAAUCCACAAGGCCAUCAGCAGAACUGAUCUCCCCUCGGGAAGAAUUGAACCGAUUACUUCCAGUCCUUGAAGCAGUUUUGGAGAUGCCUGAGAUGGAGGGAAAGUUUGUAUCUGUGGAUACCUUUUACUCGGAAGUUGCUAGAGAAGCUGUCAAUAGGGGAGCCCACCUUGUGAAUGAUGUAUCUGCGGGAAAAUUAGACAGUCAGAUGUUCAAAGCUGUUGCUGAACUUAAGGUUCCUUACAUUGCCAUGCACAUGAGAGGAGACCCUUCUACGAUGCAGAACAAUGAAAAUGUGCAGUAUCAGGAUGUCUGCAAGGAGAUUACGUCUGAAUUGUAUUCGAGGGUUAAGGAAGCAGAACUGUCGGGCAUACCAGCUUGGAGGAUAAUUAUUGACCCGGGAAUCGGGUUUUCAAAAAGGACUGAGCAUAAUGUGGACAUUCUUGUGGGCUUACCGGCCAUCCGGGAACAAAUUGCGAUGAAGAGCUUGGCGGUGGCUCAUGGCCCAAUGUUGAUUGGGCCUUCAAGGAAGAGAUUUCUUGGUGAGAUAUGUCAACGACCUGUCGCAGUUGAGCGGGAUCCGGCAACUGUUGCUUCAGUCACUGCAGGGGUACUGGGUGGUGCAAACAUAGUGAGGGUUCACAAUGUUAGGGAUAAUCACGAUGCGAUGAGAGUCUGUGACGCAAUGCUAACGAGGAGGAGAUCUCGUUCGUGAUAUUUUAAUUGAUCAUUUGCUCAGUAGUGAAUUUCUUCUCUUUUGAUUUCUCAAGGAGUUGUCCUCCUCUUUUGCCAUCAAUUGAUGUAACCGAAAUUUUGUUUGUGCAAAAUAAUGAAGGCCAAAGCUUUUUAAA
Molecule: messenger RNA, 1863 nt
Organism: Punica granatum (pomegranate)
Lineage: Eukaryota; Viridiplantae; Streptophyta; Magnoliopsida; Myrtales; Lythraceae
Source: RefSeq, a predicted model, not a curated record